Molecule: messenger RNA, 2169 nt
Organism: Sclerotinia trifoliorum
Lineage: Eukaryota; Fungi; Ascomycota; Leotiomycetes; Helotiales; Sclerotiniaceae
Source: the annotation of a GenBank genome assembly
UCCAUCAUAUUCACUUCUUCCUUUGAUAUUGAUCUAAGAUUAACAUCCAUCUAGUACCUAACCUAACUUUUUCAAAAACUGUAAGUCUAACAUAACAACAACAUAUCACUCCAGUGGUGAGCAAAGUUGUAUUAUUACUUUUGAGUUGAAUACACACCUCUUGUUAUUAAACGAUCAUUAACAACAUUGCUUUGGAAUCUUUAAAAUGGCAGCAGACUGUCUAAGUCAGAUCCUUGAGGACAUGAGACUCGAGGACGGCAGGCCGGAUUACCAGUUGCGCAGGUUAGCGUAAGUCGAGCAUUUCCUACCACCUCAUGACACUCCAUAGCUGGGAAUGGCAGCACUUCAGAUUCGUGAUAGGGAUAAUAUCUAAAUCUACGUAGGAUUCAACAUCUACUCAGUAGUCCAACCUUGACAUUCGGAGAAAAGCGCAUAUUCAACGACCAUUUCAAAGGUAUCGACUUUGUCCAUGACAUCAUCGCCGAAUUGCCAGUCGAGCUUCUUGCGCUCUUGGUAGAAUAUGUUGACCCCGAAGACUUUAUGUCUAUGCGUUCUGUUAACAGGGUCUGGAGAGCAAAAUUAUCCAAUGAAAAGGUUUCCAUGUCGAUACUCCGGGUACACUUUCGUAGAACUUGGGAGGACCUUAAGUUACUUGGUGAAAAAGACAAGAAGUUAAGGCUUGAUAGUUUUCCUCGGUUUUGUACGAGACGCCUUAAGAGAUAUCAUCGCAAGUAUCACCAAGUGUCGAUUCUCCCAAGGCCACAUGUUUUUAGUAAUAUUUCACACCAACACCGUCUACGUGGAAAUAAAGGAUUAUUCCAGUAUUGCAAUGGAAGGGUGGCAAUGAUGAUGGACUACGCUGACACCACCGCCAUCCAAGUGGAUAGUCUCUGGACAUUUGCUGAAACUUACUACAUGCAUGAACAACGAUGCAGUCCCGACCAUUGGUUGCUCUCAAAUCAAACCCUUGUAGCCUACUUUGAUCAUCCGUAAGUUACUUAGCCCCCUCAAUAGCCGUGUUCGAACCAUUUUCGAGACUUUAGCAUCUACUUAGGCAGAUAUUGAGAGGAUAUACUGAAGUUUACGUGGACAGAAAGCCACAUCUCAACAUAUGGUCACUCAAUGAAAAAUCUGACCCGGAUGUCAUUCGACUAGAGUGCCGCUACUCAAUAUUGGCCGCUCACAACAGACAGGUCGCGUUCUUGGCCGUCAAGCGCUUUAGUGUAGCGAGCGGCAUUAUCCACAUCUGGAAUGAUGGUCGCAUUCAAAAGCUUGCUGAGCCAAAGUUCGUGGACAUAUGCGCCCCUUGCGAAGCUCGUAUAAGUGGCUUCGUCUUCCAUCCCACUGAAGAAAACCAUCAGUUCGUGUUUUAUCAGCUUUUCUCUUCAAACUUGGGUUCUUUGGACUCGGACAGGACUGGUAAAGUGAUUGUGCAAGAAUACAUCGCAGGAGUUCCACACAAAACAUGGCGUCGGAAUGUUCCUGGAUCGCUCAUUACGCAAGCGCUCAGAGUGGAGUCCAUUGACGAUGACGGCCUCGUUGCAAUUCUACCAAUUCCGCAUGCCGAGGGAGACGGUUCAAUUCUACACAUUGAGCGCAAUGAAAAUACACUUGAUUUUCCCCAACCUCUACCCUGUUGUAAACACGGUAUAUCAUCGGCCACAGCGAGUGGACUUCCAAACUACUCGUUCGUAGCCUUCAAUGUCUUUACCCAAAAAUUUCAAGAAAUCUCGAACCACCUCAAGGCUAUCCCAGUGGAUCCCUGCUGUGAUAAGCCAUUAUUGUGGAGGGGUCAGAGCAUUGUCCUAUGUGGCAAGGGAGGUUUUGAGUCGAUACUGAGUACACCUGAUGACAAACCACUAAAAGCCCUGAUAUCCGCUAGUGUCUGUGAUGAGAAGAGAAAGUCCAAGUGCGUGGGAGAUCAUGGUCUGCGUGAUAAUGUUAAAGCUGCUGCAACCUUCUGUUUCCUCAUCGAAACACCAUUGCAAACGCAGUCAGCAACUAUAUGGGGUGAUGAUAACUUUAUAGUGUGUGGCUUUGACAGAGGAUAUAUCGUAUGGUCGUUUUGAAACAAUAGCAUUACCGAAGAGUUGAAUCUUUGGUAGGUUUACGGAUAGAUGAAAAAGAAGUAUGAUUACAAAAAUAUAUUAUAAUUAUUUACUGCGUCUC